AUUACCUAAACCAAGGGAAACCUCCUCCUCCUCUUCUUUGUAAAUCUAUGAAAACAUUUCCUUCUUUGUUUUUCUCUCGCUGAUGAUUAUUCUGGAUCGUCCGAUUAUAGUCCAGAGCCCUGAGAUGGUUUCCAAGAUUAUCAAGAGAACUCCGCCGCGGUCCAUCAAACGCCACCGUCUUAACCACUGCCGGAGAAAGACUUCUCCGGCGAAGAAGAAUGCCUCGUUCUCCGUCAUUGCCUCCAUAAACAAAUCCAUCAAGACGUGCCAUCGCCGCCUUGUGAGGCUUUUCUCAAAGUUAGCCCACAUAGCAACCCCUUCUACCACCAAACGCCGCCACAAGGGCUUCAAACUCCUAAAACAAGAAGAAGAAUUUGAUGAAUUCGAAAGCAAUUUCAUUGUUCCUCGUGCCCUUGAAUUCGACCGCUGCUUGCUUCCACCGUUGAUCUCGGAGACGAAAAGAACUAUCUUUCUUGAUCUUGACGAGACCUUGGUGCAUUCAAGCCCUGACCCACCUCCCAAAAUGUAUGAUUUUUUAGUAAGGCCGCACAUUGAAGGUCAAUUUAUGAAUUUUUACGUAUUGAAACGACCCGGCGUCGAUCGUUUCUUGGAAGAAAUCAGCAAGAAAUACGAGGUGGUGGUGUUCACGGCAGGCCUCAAGCAAUAUGCUUCUCAGGUUUUGGAUAAGCUUGAUCCUAAGGGGUUAAUAUCGUACCGGCUUUAUCGGGAUUCGUGCAAGCAAGUGGAAGGGAAGUUUGUUAAAGACUUGUCUGAAAUGGGGAGGGAUUUGGGGAAAGUUGUGAUCGUUGAUGAUAACCCGAAUGCUUACUCUUUGCAGCCUGAGAAUGCUGUCCCCAUACGGCCGUUUGUGGAGGACGGUGAGGAUAGGGAGCUGGAGAAGUUGGUGAAAUUUUUUGAGUGGUGUGAACGGUUUGAGGAUAUGAGGGUGGCGGUCAAGCAGUAUUUUAGUGGUGGUGGUGGUAGCGGUGGCGGCAGCACUGGUGGUGCAGAGGAUCAUGGCUUUGUGCAGUUGGACUUAUGAUGCUUACUUUGUUUAAUGUGGUUCAAUUUGUUCUCUUCUGAUUUGUUGUAAUUGUGUUUGAACAAUAGAUUUUGCUCAAAUUAGAAAAUGAAAAGGUAAGAUAAUGCAUUUUUUUGUUCAAAUUCCACUUA
Molecule: messenger RNA, 1173 nt
Organism: Theobroma cacao (cacao)
Lineage: Eukaryota; Viridiplantae; Streptophyta; Magnoliopsida; Malvales; Malvaceae
Molecular function (GO): phosphatase activity
Source: RefSeq, a predicted model, not a curated record